AUGACCGAAACCCGUGAAGCACCACAGAGCAGUCUGCCAUACCCUCCCAUCCACCGCGACAAGAAAUUCGUGGUUCUUUCUGAUUGGGAUGGGACGAUCACCACAAUCGACUCGAAUGACCUGAUGACCGAUAACCUUGGUUUCGGCAAGGAAAAACGUCGGGGUGGCAACCUUGAAAUCCUGGCGGGUCGCUCGACCUUCCGGGAUUCAUUCCGGGAAAUGUUGCAGAGCGUCUCUGAUAACGGACACACUUUCCCCGAGUGUAAAGAGUACCAAAAGAAGCAUAUCGUGCUUGAUCCCGGGUUCAAAGACUUUUGUGCCUGGUGCAAAGCUAACGAUGUCCCAUUCAUUAUCGUAUCGAGCGGGAUGGCACCUUUGAUCAAGUCCACCCUCGUCCACCUUAUUGGCGAGGAAGCUGCGAAGGAUAUCGACAUUAUUGCCAAUGACGUGAAUAUCAAGCCUGACGGCAAAUGGGAGAUUCAGUUCAGACACCCCUCCAGCGGUUUCGGGCACGAUAAGUCCCAGGCGAUUCUGCCUUAUCGCGACCUCCCGAACCCACCAACCUUGUUUUUCUUCGGGGAUGGCGUUUCAGAUAUUUCCGCUGCCCGUCAUGCGGACCUCCUCUUUGUUAAGGCGAAGGCCGACGGCGAGAACGACUUGGCCGCGUAUUGCCAGAGGGAGAACAUCAAGCACGUCAUGUUCAGUGACUUUUCUCAAGCCAUCCCAGUCGUCGCCUCUGUCGUCAAUGGCGAGAAGGCUGUAGACGAGGUCAUCGCUGCGGCCAACACGACCGCUUGA
This is a messenger RNA of Coprinopsis cinerea okayama7#130, 798 nucleotides long. RefSeq lists its product as hypothetical. The coding region runs from base 1 to 798 and encodes 265 amino acids. The record is from RefSeq and is a predicted model, not a curated record. Gene Ontology annotation, molecular function: phosphatase activity. The transcript has 8 exons. NCBI's taxonomy places the organism in Eukaryota, Fungi, Basidiomycota, Agaricomycetes, Agaricales, Psathyrellaceae.